CGAUGAUUAGCCGCGCAUCCGCGUUGUUUUCUGGAUUUGUCCCCUUUGAAAGUGAAACCAUGUCUCGAUGACCACUUCCCCUUAUCUAUAAUUUUUUUCCUUGAAAACUUGAGAGUGUCGCUGAAGUUGGAGCGCUAUCCAACUUCCCUCCUCCGCAAUUCGGCCUCUAGAUCUACUUGCGGUCAAAAAAGAACCGCAAGUGCUUCCCCCUCCCGUUACCACACCUCAAACCCCAAUGGCGCCCAGCAAAAAGGUAGCUGCGCAUGAGUGCGUGUCUGAGGAGGCCUUGGUGCACCUCAAGUCGUACAAAUACUCGAGUGUCGACAAGUCCUUCAUUUCGAACUAUAUCCUGAAGCAUUAUUGGAAUGCCUUCGUGGAACUUCUGCCAUUAUGGCUUGCACCAAAUAUGGUCACAUUGCUAGGAUUCUUCUUCAUCCUGUCAAAUGUAGCCUGUCUGGUGAUAUUUAUGCCAGACUUGGUUGGACCUGGACCAUCCUGGCUGUACUAUAGCUUCGCUUUCGGCCUAUGGAUGUAUUCUACCAUGGACAAUGUGGAUGGAAAGCAAGCACGAAGGACGGGCACAUCCAGUGGUCUUGGAGAAUUAUUCGACCACGGUAUCGACUCACUCAAUUGCACACUUGCCAGCUUGUGCGAGACGGCAGCAAUGGGUUUGGGAACAUCGAAGACUGGUGUCUUCACCGCUCUGAUUCCCUGCUUGCCAAUGUUCUUUUCGACCUGGGAAACAUACCACACCCACACACUAUAUCUGGGUGUGUUCAACGGCCCAACGGAAGGUCUGAUUCUGGCAUGCACAAUUAUGAUCCUUUCGGGUUACUAUGGUCCGGAAAUUUGGACCCACAAGAUCACAGACCUUGUUGGACAUCACUACUUUUUUGGAUACCAUGAGUUCUUUGGGACAUACUCAGUCCGUGAUCUCUGGGUUCCAAUCCUGCUGAUCUCAUUAUUCGGCGCGCAUGUACCAUUUUGUGUGAUGAAUGUUGUCAAAGCACGGAGAAGGGACAACUUGCCAAUUCUCCCCGUUUUCUUGGAAUGGACACCUAUGGCAGUCUACACCUUUUCUAUUGGUGCCUGGUUGUUCUCGCCAUACUCGACGCUAAUGGCCGAGAAUCAUCUUGUUUUAUUCUGCCUCACAAUGUCGUUUGUGUUUGGUAGAAUGACUACCAAAAUCAUUCUGGCUCAUUUGACCAGACAGCCAUUCCCCUAUUGGACCGUAAUGCUCACGCCUCUAUUAGGAGGAGCUGUUCUUGGAAAUCUGCCUCGGGUUGGUCUCCCUGCAGUCAGUGCUUGGACAGAGCUGUGGUAUCUUCGCGGAUACUUCGCCUUUGCAUUGGUUGUGUACUUCCGAUGGGCGUUCUUGGUCAUCGAUAGCAUUUGCUCUUACCUUGGCAUCAACUGUUUGACAAUACCAUAUGAGAAGCAGGUCGCCAAUAAAGAGAAAGCCAAGGCGGCUAACGGAACAGCAAAGUCUGCGAACGGUCAUACCGACGGGAAGAGAGUCGAUUAGGCCAGUGUGGGAUGUCAGAAGUUGGGGUAUAAGACCUCAUGUUACGAUGAUCAUGAGCAUGGAGGAUUUCUGUUCUUAUCUGUAAUAGUCGGUCUGCAUAGCGCUUAGACGGUCCUCAUCAUAGGACGUUUGGGAAAGAGGAAAAGCAAGUAAGCAUAGGGCUCGGCGUUCUGAGU
Messenger RNA from Mollisia scopiformis, 1701 nucleotides. Its product is annotated as sn-1,2-diacylglycerol cholinephosphotransferase-like protein. NCBI's taxonomy places the organism in Eukaryota, Fungi, Ascomycota, Leotiomycetes, Helotiales, Mollisiaceae. The transcript has 4 exons. Bases 236 to 1525 code for a protein of 429 amino acids. The record is from RefSeq and is a predicted model, not a curated record. Gene Ontology annotation, cellular component: membrane. Gene Ontology annotation, biological process: phospholipid biosynthetic process. Gene Ontology annotation, molecular function: phosphotransferase activity, for other substituted phosphate groups.